Phycodurus eques (leafy seadragon) is the source of this 1415-nucleotide messenger RNA. It is a transcript of the gene fbxw4, whose product is annotated as F-box and WD repeat domain containing 4. Bases 203 to 1375 code for a protein of 390 amino acids. Gene Ontology annotation, cellular component: SCF ubiquitin ligase complex. Gene Ontology annotation, molecular function: protein binding. Gene Ontology annotation, biological process: SCF-dependent proteasomal ubiquitin-dependent protein catabolic process. Lineage: Eukaryota; Metazoa; Chordata; Actinopteri; Syngnathiformes; Syngnathidae. The transcript is spliced from 9 exons. The record is from RefSeq and is a predicted model, not a curated record.
ACGACUCAGUAGGAACAGGAAUUGCAUUGGAUGCUCCCGUCCUGUUCUGCAUGGAACAACGGCUGGUCGUAUCGUGUUAUUUUCAUUUGCUUUAAAAAAAAAAAAAAAAAAAAAAAAAUCUACCCGUUCCAUUCUACCACACAGUUCUCUGUACUGCGUCGUGCAUUGCGGGCAAACAGCAGUGCCUUUAAACGCUCUUAGCAUGCUGCUGUUUCAUCUACCAGAGGAUGUGUUGUAUCACAUAUUGUCUUAUUUGGACUGCAAAACACUGAGUCGUCUCUCUCAGGUGUCUAAAGCAUUUUGCCACAUUGUUAGCCGCGAUGUGGUGUGGAAGAAGAUCGCCAAAGAGUUGUUAAACACUGGAAUAACUCGAUAUUGGACAGACAUAUAUCCUCACAUCCUGCUGAAGGACCGAGUGAAGAUUGCUCAAAACUGGUAUCAUGGUGUCUGUAAAAGGGCUACACCUUUGAAAUGGAAAACAAAAUUGUUGCCAUGGUUACAGCUGGAUGGGGACACACUAUUUUUGUCUCAGGCUGCAGAAAUUAGAGCCUACCCUCUGCGCCAAGACUGCAGGAGGAUACAGCGUAACCCUAUAAAAAUCUACUCUGGCCACCAGGCUGAUGUCUGCAGAUUUGUUCUUACUGAAUCUCACCUGAUCAGUGGCGGAAGUGAUGGCAAGAUUAUGGUCCAUGGUCGGAGAAGUGAAAGCCCAAUGAAGUUAUUCGGUCAUAAUCAGGAAGUAAAUUGCAUUGAUUCAAAAAAUGAACUAAUCAUCAGUGGAUCUAGAGACCAAACAACCCAGAUCUGGACACUGACCUCCAGCUGCCGCAGAGCCGUAAUUCCCUUGUAUGACAGAGUCUGGUCUGUAGCAAUUAAUCCUGCACUGAGUUCCUUUGUAACUGGUACUGCUUGUUGUGAGAACUUCUCCCCUCUACGCAUGUGGGAUGUUGAACGGUUGGAGUGUGUCUCCAGUCUGGGUUCAGGUUUCCGUCGAGGGGCUGGUGUGUUGGAUAUGGUAUUUGAGACACCUUUUCAGCUCUUCACCUGUGGCUAUGACACGUUUAUUCGACUCUGGGACCUUCGCCUAAGUCCGCAUAAGAAUGUAAUGGAGUGGGAGGAACCUCAUGACAGUGCCUUAUACUGCAUGCAAACAGAUGGAAAUCACAUGAUAGCCAGCGGCUCCUCCUACUAUGGUGUUGUUCGACUCUGGGACAAAAGGCGGACUGAAUGCUUACAGUUUUUCCAGUUGAGCUCUGACCCAGUGAGCAGCCCAGUAUACUGCUUGUGUUUUAGCUGCUCUCACCUGUAUGCAGCCCUGGCCACUGCACUCCACUCAUUAGACUUCAGACACAACCUCAACAUCACCAUCAGGUGACAAAUAAAAGUAUUUAUUUUGCACCUCAAAUGUGUUCCUG